Messenger RNA from Cucumis sativus (cucumber), 791 nucleotides. Its product is annotated as V-type proton ATPase subunit G3. The transcript is spliced from 3 exons. Gene Ontology annotation, cellular component: vacuolar proton-transporting V-type ATPase complex. Bases 107 to 433 code for a protein of 108 amino acids. Gene Ontology annotation, molecular function: proton-transporting ATPase activity, rotational mechanism. Gene Ontology annotation, biological process: proton transmembrane transport. NCBI's taxonomy places the organism in Eukaryota, Viridiplantae, Streptophyta, Magnoliopsida, Cucurbitales, Cucurbitaceae. The record is from RefSeq and is a predicted model, not a curated record.
AACAAUGAAAAUCCAAUCCCCAAUCACAUUCCAAACAUUUUGAGGCCAUUUUGAUUUUAAACAUCAACGAUAUCUCCAAAAUCAAACUCAUUAUAGAUAGAAAAAAAUGGAUCCAUUUAGAGGACAAGGUGGCAUUCAAAUGCUACUAACUGCAGAACAAGAUGCCCAACAAGUCGUAUCCACAGCUAGAAACAUGAAGAUGGCGAGACUUAAACAAGCUAAAGACGAAGCUGAAAGAGAAGUUGCCCAUUAUCGUGCUCAUUUGGAGGCCGAAUAUCAAAAGAAAGUUUCUGAGUCAAGUGCUGGGUCCUAUACACAAAGGCUGGAAGAGGAAACCAACGUUAAGAUCGAUAAUUUGAAGGAAUCAUCCGCAAGAGUUUCAAAGGAUGUUGUUAAUAUGCUUCUCCAAUAUGUUACAUCUCCAAGAACUUAGAACAAAGAUGGUAAUUCCUAAAAAAAGAUCUUUUAGUUAUUAAAAAAAAUCAAUCGAAAAGAACUAGGGAAAUAUAUUUUGAAGUAAAGUUAAUGCAAUAUAAUUGGUCUAUGUUUGUUCACAUGGCAACAGAAGAUUAGAAAAGCGUACGUACGUGGAGAUGGCACCAUGCAAUUCUUUUCAUUCUUUUUUCUUUGUAAUUCAUUAUUUAUUGUGAUCACUCAAUAAUUAUCUGUCAUGAGUCAUGACACGUUUGAAUGUGUGUUUCAGAUUGUUUUUGUUCAAAUAACGUGCCUUAUAUAUGUGUGUAUACAUACAUAUACAUGCAUAUAUAUAUAUACAUACCAAAUAUAGCUUU